Messenger RNA from Sipha flava (yellow sugarcane aphid), 3953 nucleotides. It is a transcript of the gene FipoQ, whose product is annotated as F-box/LRR-repeat protein 2. Gene Ontology annotation, molecular function: protein binding. The record is from RefSeq and is a predicted model, not a curated record. Gene Ontology annotation, biological process: SCF-dependent proteasomal ubiquitin-dependent protein catabolic process; positive regulation of protein ubiquitination. Lineage: Eukaryota; Metazoa; Arthropoda; Insecta; Hemiptera; Aphididae. The transcript is spliced from 7 exons. Bases 2381 to 3820 code for a protein of 479 amino acids. Gene Ontology annotation, cellular component: SCF ubiquitin ligase complex.
UUUGGGGUCAGUUAGCGUUAGAGGCUUCUCAGGUGUACAUCGACGACGGUACCGGAGGACCCGCCAAGAGCCCGUACGCCGGCACGGUAAGACGAGGGACGAUGCGACAAGCCCCACCGUGAACACGCCACGCGGUCCAUCGUUAACGUUUCCGAUCGACCGUCAUUCGCGUAAAAGGUUUCGGCCAAGACGCAGUCGAGGGUCGGCGUCAGUAGGCUAUUAUUGUGUUGCGUACAGAGUGUAGAGAAUCGGAGCGGAGAGAAGCAGUCGCUUAUUUCCGUUGCCUGCGGGAAUGUAGAAAUUAUAUUAUAUUUCUUUAUGCAUUCAUACGUAUUUCAUCCUCUGCGCAAGCUACUCCCCCAACCGUCCACAAUAACGCACACGCGUAGAUGAAUCUUUUAAAAUAUACCAUAAAAGUUGCUCGCUUCGUUGUAAAAUUAUAAUAUGGUACGGUGUGUUCACAAAUAUUAGGGUAAGGAUGAAUGAAGUGCGUCUCACCUGAAAAAAAGUUUAACUCGUACCGCUUUUACGCGCUAAAAUUAUAGGUUUUUAAUUUUACAAAUGGUACCUAUCAUAUUUUUUAUUGAGGCUUAAGCCAUUCAUAUUUUGUAUCAGAAGUACAUUUGAUUUUAAAUUAAAUUUUUUUUUUUCAUUUUUCAUUAUAUCAAAUGACGCAUUUCCCCCAUUGAUAUAUAUAUACAUAAUACGUACAUAUAUUCAUAGCGUUGCUAUUUACAGAAAUAUGUUUGGAAAAAUAUUUCAUACAAUAUACAUAUAUAUAUAUAUAUUACAAAUGUAGUCAGCUGUUACAGACAUAUCUGAUAAUAUAUAAAGUAAAAUAAUGCAUCCACCCCAAUGACGUACUCACACCGCCUACCCAAUAGUCUUAAAUAGUAAAUAAACAUUUUUAAUUAUUGAUCAGGUUUACUGUUUACUAUGCACUUAGACAAUAAUCGUUUUGUUCGGAAAGUAAUGAUUCAAUUGUAUAACAUUUAUGUGUCGAUCAAACUUGAAUAUACAUAUAAAUACAUAUUAGAUAAUUAUAAAUUUCGCAGCACUCGAAAAAUAUUCUGAGUGGAAUUCUGUUUGUUUUACUUAUAAGCCGUUCUUCAAGUAUUUGAUGUCGAUAAAAUAAUGCACGUAGACAUUUUUCAAACUAAAUCAAAUGUAUUAAUGAAUACACAUGUGAUGUUGCAUUGAAAUGUCAGUAAUUAGUCAAAUUAUAUCAAAAGCAACAGAUAAUAAUCAAAAAAAUUUAAAUUAAUUUUAUUACGAUUACAUACACCGUCAUACGAAUUUCGUAGUUCAAAAAAAAAAACCGCUCAAGUAUUGCAAAUGUUUUGGCAAAAUAUUAUAUAUUAAUUGUAAUAAAAUUGUUAAAAAAUACUAAACCAACAAACUAUUGGUGAAAAUGCCAAGUUACUGAGAUUAUAAAAAGAUAUAGUAAAGUGUUUACUCGUGGUCAGAGUGUCCGAUGCAUUUCUGGAAGUACGACUGCAUUGUUUAAACACUGUUGUAGAACGUUAAGAAUAAUAUAAAACAUAUUUCUAGAACGGCUUCUUUCUAUUAAAUAAAAAAAAAGUCUUUGAUAUUUUCUCUUCCAUGAAACAAAUCUUUCCAUACGGAUAUCACGGUACAAAAUUAAAUAAGAUCAUAUUAAAAUACACGGUCGGUCUUGGAAAAUGAAAAAUUGCCAGUGUCUAAAUUGUUACGGCAGUUCAAACUUUUAUACACGGGAGGGAAAGAGUUGGCGAACGAAGCGAGCUGGGGAUGGAACGAAUGAAGUCGGGAGUAGAGCCUCGGUACAAUUUUAAAAGUUUGUCAUUUAUUUUUUUGUAAUAAAUCAAAAAAUAAAAAUAAAUUAAUAAGAGUUAUACCAUCUGAAAAUGUAAUGUAUUAUUAUUGAUUCACAAAAAUAAACACACCAAGUCACGUUUUGAUGUACACGAAUAUAAUGUGCAUAAACAAAGUUGAGUUAUUUGUUUUUUAUUAAAAAUAUUUUAAAACUUUUGAAGGUGAACUGGGUAUUGCAUAAAUGCUAUUUCGUUUCACUAAUAAAAUUACGGUGCAUUAUUAUUUUUAAAUCAUCGUACAACAUUUGUGCUGUCAAAAUUUUUAUUUUAUACAUUCCGGACUCGACGAAGAUAUGUUAAUACAAUAAUCUCUUGGCCAACAAACAAUAAAUGAAUAAUAAAUCGUGUGCACGAUAAACGUGCUUAGCCUGUAAGUUGUAAGGUACAUAUUAUAUGGUAGAGCUGAACGGCCGGGUGGAUACACGAUCAUGUAAAUACGUCGGUACAGAUCCCUACAGAUAAUCGUUCAUUAAAAAACGUAACUGCUGCGUUCGCUAUCGUGUCGUUCAACACGUACGAUCGAAAAAAUGCCCGACAAGGUUUUGCUGAAAAUAUUUUCGUACCUGAGCCACAAACAGAUAUGCAGCAUGUCCAGGGUUUGCAAGAAAUGGCGCACGAUCGCGUACAACACAUCGCUGUGGUCCAGCGUAUCGCUGAGACCGGAGAUAUCAGGUUUGCACGUUACAUCUUUGGAAUUCCUGCUGUCUCUUAUCAGUGUGCGAUUCGGCCCUUCUCUGCGCUACAUCGAGCUGCCCAUCGAGCUCAUCACGCACACGGUGCUCCAUGAGUUGGCCAACCGGUGUCCGAAUCUCACUCACAUGCUGCUCGACUUUUCCACCGCCAUGCAGCUGCAUGACUUCAGUGAGCUCCAAGCGUUCCCCACCAAACUCAGGUACCUUUGCGUGUGCUUGUCCGAGGUCAUAUUCAUGGAAGGAUUUAUGCGGAAGAUCUACAAUUUCAUCAACGGGCUGGAAAUACUGCAUCUGAUAGGUACCUACGAGAAGGUCGAGGAGGAAGAGGAAGAGAUCUACGAGGUUAUCAACGUGCACAAACUCAAGUCGGCCACGCCGAACUUGAGGGUGAUCAACUUGUACGGGAUCAACUUCGUCGACGACAGUCACAUCGACGCGUUCAGCUCCAACUGCAUACAGCUUGAGUGCCUGGCUGUCAACUAUUGUUCCAAGGUCACGGGGUCCACGAUGAAAACAUUAUUUCAGAGGAGCAAAAGGCUCAGGUGCCUUUUGAUGAACCAAACGAAUCUCAUCAGCGAGUACGUGAUGCAAGUCGAAUGGGAGAAGUCUUCCGUCCAAGAGCUAGACAUAUCCGGCAACGAUCUGUCUACCGAAUGUUUGAUCGACAUGCUGGUCCGGAUACCGACUUUGAAGUUUCUCAGUGCUGGUCAGAUGAACGGGUUCAACGACGCCGUGUUGAACGCGUUUAUGGAGCAGGGCAACGUCAGACACCUGAUCGCGCUCAACUUGGACUACUCGGACAAUUUAUCGGAUGAAUGUCUCUAUAAGUUUUUGUCUCGGUAUGGUCAUCAGCUGCAGGGGCUGUCCUUGGCGGGCAUGCCGCACAUUACUGACCAGCUGUGGAACACGGUCCUGCCGGUCCUCAAUAAUAUAAUUAUUAUGGUUAUGGGCACUCAAGAAAGAUUAUCUGGUAACGUGCUUGUGGAUCAGCUAAUGGACGGUAUUGCUACUAAUUGCCCGAGACUAGAAAGGCUUGAACUAAAGUGGGAUCCGGAUAAUUUAAGAUUUUCAGAUAAAAGUCAAAAAGCAAUUGAUAUUUUUCGAGUGAAAUGCUUGAAACUCAAAUGUUUAGUGUUGAGUGAUGGGAGGUAUUAUGAGAUAGUGAAAGCGAACUUCGAAAGAGCUGAUCGACUAACCGUGGUCAGAACCACUACGUGCUGUAGUGUUUCUAAUUAUUAUCUACUUCAGAACUACAAAGAUCUUAUAUUUAAUUAAUUCCAUAAUCCAUAUCAUGUGCAAUUAUUGUUUUAAUACAUUUGUAAAUAAUUAAGUUUGUGACUAUAUUAAUGUAUGACCUCUGUAGUAUACAAUCAUAAGGAUCAAAAUAAAAAUAUGUUAUAAUAUUGUA